Molecule: messenger RNA, 2814 nt
Organism: Spinacia oleracea (spinach)
Lineage: Eukaryota; Viridiplantae; Streptophyta; Magnoliopsida; Caryophyllales; Amaranthaceae
Exons: 6
Coding region: 1-2814 (937 amino acids)
Source: RefSeq, a predicted model, not a curated record
AUGGAUACUAGUUGGAUUGAUUUACGCAAUGGGGAUCCUGCUUAUUAUAAUGGUUGCAUGAAAUUCAUUGAACAUGCAAAGGAGACUCUUAUUCAUGGAAAAACCCGAUGCCCGUGUAAUAAGUGCAAGUUAAAUAAAUGGCAUUCCGUAGAAGAUGUUGGAGGACAUAUUUUGUUAAACGGUUUCCUUAAGAAAUAUAGAAAAUGGGUUUUCCAUUGUAGAGUCGAUGAAGGGAGAAAUACCUUUGAAACCCCUAGUGAUUUAGGAAAUGCAGUAGGUCAAGAUGACAUGGGGGGGUUGCUAAGAGAAGCCUUUGGUGUUGACAAUUCAGAGUCUGAUAAUGAAUCCCAAGACAUGCACGAAAAUGAAGGUUUAUUUGACAUGCACGAAGAGUUUAAUUUUCAUUGUGAGGUAAAUAAUGAACUUCCAUCAAGUAACUCUAGUGAAGAAGAUGUUAAGUAUAAACGACUAAGGGAGGUUGCCGAUGACGGUCUAUACGAGGGAUGCACUACUUUCUCAAAGUUAUCCUUUAUUUUACACUUGUUUCACCUUAAGUGUAUGUUCCACUGGUCUGCAGAGUCAUUUACUAAAUUGCUUGAACUUCUAAUAGACGCAUUUCAAAUUAAGGAGUUUCCAUCGUCUUAUUAUGAGGGAAAGAAGAUAGUGAACGAUUUGGGGUUAGGAUAUGAGAAAAUUGAUGCAUGUCCAAAUAAUUGCAUUUUAUAUUGGGGUGUAUUUGCAGAAAAAGAUGAGUGUCAUGUUUGCCAUACAUCAAGGUGGAAAACAGUGAAAGAAAAGGAGAAUAAUAAAGCUGAGGAUAUGAGAUGGCAUUUUGUCCAUGAAGAUGAUAAGAUCUUAAGGCACCCGUCGGAUGGUGAGGCUUGGAAAAGUUUUGAUAAAAGAUAUGUAGAAUUCGCCGAAGAUCCUCGUAGUGUUAGAUUAGGUCUAGCUAGUGAUGGUUUCAAUCCAUAUCGUCUAAUGAAUACCAAUUAUAGUACAUGGCCGGUGAUUUUGAUUCCUUAUAAUUUGCCACCGUGGCUGUGUAUGAAGUCGUCAUCAUGCAUUUUGUCCUUGCUUAUUCCCGGUAAACAUAGUCCUGGGAUAGAUAUUGAUGUGUAUUUGCAACCAUUAGUCCACGAGUUAAAGUUAUUGUGGGAAGGUGUAGAUGCCUAUGAUGCGCAUAGUGGAAAUAAAUUUAAGAUGCGAGCAGCCUUACAUUCCACUAUAAACGACUUUCCGGCAUAUGCUAUGUUGUCCGGUUGGAGUACAAGAGGUUACAAAGCUUGCCCUACAUGUGCCCAUGAUACUAGUUCAUAUUGGUUUGGCGGAAAAAUGUGCUACCCAGGGCAUCGAAAAUGGUUGCCAAUUGAUCAUCCUUAUCGUUCUCAAGGUCAUUUAUUUGACGGGACAAAUGAAUAUGGUAUUGCUCCGGUCCCUGCAAGCGGGACAGACAUUUUGGAGGAAUUAGAUAAGGUUAAGUAUGUUUAUGGACAGUCAAAGGAAAAAUCUAAGAAAAAUUCUAAGAAAAGAAAGAGACAACAAGGUGAAACUUCUCAUGAUGAGCCGGAUGAUGGUGAUGGUGGUGAAGAGGAAGCCAAUAGAGUUAUUUGGAAAAAGAAAAGUCUAUUCUUUGAGUUGGAAUAUUGGAAACAUAAUCCGCUAAGACAUAAUUUAGAUUUUAUGCACAUCGAAAAGAACGCGUGUGACAAUGUGAUAGCAACUCUUUUAGAUAUGGAUAAAAGUAGAGAUGAUAAGCAAGCAAGACAGGCUCUCAAAGAGAAAAAUAUAAAAUCUCAUCUUUGGCCAAAAUCUCAUCCUAAUCGUGUUAAUGACUAUUUGCCUCCCGCUAAAUACACCAUGUCUAUUGAAGAGAAAGAACGUUUUUUAAUGGUCAUAGAAAAGCUUAAAGUUCCCGAUGGAUACGGAGCAUCGAAUGCCACAAAAGUUAUUGACUUGAUUGAGGAGUUGUCCGACUUUUUCAAGAAGAUUUGUUCGACCACUAUUCAUUCUGAUGACUUAGAUAACAUUCAGUCAAAACUUAUUUUGACUCUUUGUGAGAUGGAGAAAGAGUUUUUACCAAUAUUCUUCACAAUCAUGGUUCAUCUACUAAUUCAUCUGGUGGAUGAGGUCAAACUUGGCGGGCCUGUUCAAUAUCGAUGGAUGUAUCCCAUUGAAAGGUACUUGGCAUUUUUGAAAUCUCAUGUAAGCAAUAAAGCCCAUCCUGAAGGGUCAAUUGCGGAAGGAUACCUUUUAUGGGAGACGAUUACAUUCUGCUCUAGAUAUUUAGAAAGUGUCCAGACCAUAUUCACCCGACCGAAAAGAAAUGAAGAUGGUGUUCUAGACAACAACACCUAUUUAUAUCAUUCGGGUUGUCGUGUGGUAGGAAAGCAAGAAAACGCUCGUCUAGAUGAAAAAAGUUUAAGACAAGCCCAUCGCUAUGUUUUGCUUCAUUCAGAUGAGAUGAAACCUAUUCUUGAUGCUUUCAUAUGCCAAAAACGACAAGAGGGUCAAUUUGGAGAAAGCCAAUUCAACGAAAUUAUUGAAACUGGGUGGAUAACCAAUGAGUUCACUGAGUGGUUGCGGAAUCAGGCCUAUAACAUAGAGGAUAGUACAACAGAAGGAAAGUUGAGAAAAGCCUUGGCCUAUGGAUUAAGUAAUCACAGUAAAAGAUUUAAAAGCGUCAUUAUCAAUGGCUAUAAAUUUGAUACUGUGGAUUGCGAGCGAUUUCGAAAGACACAAAAUUCUGGAGUUUAUGUAGAAGCAGAUGGGCAAGAGUAUUAUGGAAGACUCCAAGAAAUAUUCGAAUUAGAUUAA